GGAUGGCUGUGCUCAGAUAGCACCGCGUUUGGAAAUAUUUCUCGCCAUGGAUAUUUUUCUGAUGAAAGGAAAGCCCAGAGGACGGCUGCUUGGCCUGGUAGCAGUCUUCCUGUGGUGCACUGGUUCCGUGCACUGUUUCCGGCCGAGCCAAGACAGCGAGUUUACGUUUUUGCUACCAGCCGGAAGAUUCGAGUGUUUCUUUCAGACAGCAAUAAAGAACGGUUCAAUGGAAGUCGAAUACCAGGUUAUAGCAGGUGCUGGCAUGGACGUCGACCUGACAAUCCUCUCCCCUCACGGAGUCCGGCUUAUCAGCGAGUCUCGCCGUUCUGAUGGAGUCCAUGUAGUGGAGCCCACGGAGGAGGGAGACUACGAAAUCUGCUUUGACAACAGCUUCAGUCGCUUCUCAGAGAAGAUGGUGUUCUUCGAGAUCAUCAUCGAGGGUCAGGGAGGAGAUGUGGGCGGAGAUGACGAGUGGCCAGGGUUAGAGGAGGCUGAUGGAAACCUGCUGGAGUACAAGCUGGACGACAUCAGGGAGUCCAUGGAGUCUCUGCACAAGCGUUUGGAGCGCAGCCGGCAGAUGCAGACCGUGCUGCGAGCGUUCGAAGCUCGGGAUCGAAACCUUCUGGAGGACAACCUGUGGAGGGUGUCGUUCUGGUCGUGCGCCAGCGUGCUGGUGAUGCUGUGCGUGGCCUUCACCCAGGUCUACACCGUACGCAAACUGUUCGACGAUAAGCGCAGGGUCUGCACAUAGAGGGAUCAUUUCGCAGUCUGACACAGAGUAGUUGGCAACAAUAAGAUUUUAUUCAAGAUUAAAAGGUAUUAAAAAGGUUGUGGGGAUUAAGGAAGUUGAAGUUUGAUUUAGUGCCUUUAAUGUCAGCUGAUGCCACAAACCCAGUGAGGAAGCGCUUGUUGUAAUUUACAUUUCUGAAACUGACUGACGCUGGAGUUUUUGUGACCGCAACGUAACCGAGGUGGAAGGACGAUGACGCCACGUCGAUGGUUUUACGUAGGACAACGAUGUGCAAUAGUUUGUUUUUGUGGUUUAAACGGCUGAAGACGCUGCCAUUUUACCUGGGAUUUAAAUUGGUUUUGGACUUUGUGGUCGUUUCUAAAGGGUACUGAUGUUUUUA
Molecule: messenger RNA, 1130 nt
Organism: Nematolebias whitei (Rio pearlfish)
Lineage: Eukaryota; Metazoa; Chordata; Actinopteri; Cyprinodontiformes; Rivulidae
Gene: tmed1b
Product: transmembrane p24 trafficking protein 1b
Exons: 5
Coding region: 47-751 (234 amino acids)
Biological process (GO): intracellular protein transport; endoplasmic reticulum to Golgi vesicle-mediated transport; Golgi organization
Cellular component (GO): Golgi apparatus; endoplasmic reticulum; COPII-coated ER to Golgi transport vesicle
Source: RefSeq, a predicted model, not a curated record